AGCAAAAGUUCCCAAGAAUGGCUCCAACUCAAACAUUUCUCUUUCUUGCUUUUCUUGCAAUAACUUCAUCUCUUUGCUUUGCUUCUGAUCCUAGUCCUCUCCAAGACUUCUGCGUUGCUGAUAACACUUCAAAUGUGUUUGUGAAUGGGUUUGUGUGCAAGAACCCUGCAAUGGUGACAGCCAAUGAUUUCUUUCUCUCUGGCCUAAACAAGCCUGGUGACACAUCAAGUCCUCCAGGUUCUAAGGUAACUCCAGCCAAUGUAGCUCAAAUACCAGGGUUAAACACUCUUGGUGUAUCUUUGGCUCGCAUAGACUUUGCUCCUGGUGGACUUAACCCUCCUCACACUCAUCCUCGUGCUACCGAAAUCCUCGUUGUUCUUAAAGGCACUCUUUACGUUGGUUUCGUCACUUCUAACCCCGAUAACAAGCUCUUUUCGAAGGUGUUGAAUGAGGGGGAUGUUUUCGUAUUUCCGCAAGGUCUUAUACAUUUUCAGUUCAAUCAUGGUCCAUCAAAUGCAGUUGCAUUUGUAGGGUUUGGUAGUCAGAACCCUGGAACAAUCACAAUUGCUAAUGCUGUGUUUGGAUCAAAGCCUCCAAUUUCUGAUAAUGUUCUUGCCAAGGCUUUCCAAGUUAGCAAGGAAAUUGUUGACAAACUUCAAGCUCAGUUCUGGCCUGAUAAUUAAUAACUAAGUUUCAUGGAUUAUAAUAUAUAUAUGUGUAAGCAUAUCUAAUUAAGUUUGGUUUGAGAAUAAGCUGACAUUGCUCAUGUGUGAGCAUGCAUGUCUGCAAGUUUGUACU
Dioscorea cayenensis subsp. rotundata (Guinea yam) is the source of this 798-nucleotide messenger RNA. Its product is annotated as putative germin-like protein 2-1. Gene Ontology annotation, cellular component: cell wall. The record is from RefSeq and is a predicted model, not a curated record. NCBI's taxonomy places the organism in Eukaryota, Viridiplantae, Streptophyta, Magnoliopsida, Dioscoreales, Dioscoreaceae. The coding region runs from base 18 to 683 and encodes 221 amino acids. The transcript has 3 exons. Gene Ontology annotation, molecular function: manganese ion binding.